AAUAGCAGCUCCCUCCAAGAUGGCGGCGGCGACGGCGGACCCGGGAGCUGGGAGCCCUCAGGCUGGAGAUUCCUCUGGCGGGGGCGCUGGGGGCGGGCUGCCGUCCCCAGGGGAACAGGAGCUGAGUCGGCGCCUGCAGCGCCUGUACCCCGCGGUCAACCAGCACGAGACGCCGCUGCCGCGCUCCUGGAGCCCCAAGGACAAGUACAACUACAUCGGCCUCUCCCAGGGCAACCUCCGCGUCCACUACAAAGGUCAUGGCAAAAAUCACAAAGAUGCUGCCUCAGUGCGUGCCACCCACCCCAUACCUGCUGCCUGUGGCAUUUAUUACUUUGAGGUGAAGAUUGUCAGCAAAGGAAGAGAUGGGUACAUGGGAAUAGGACUCUCAGCUCAAGGCGUCAACAUGAACAGACUUCCUGGUUGGGAUAAACAUUCCUAUGGUUACCACGGCGAUGAUGGGCAUUCGUUCUGCUCCUCUGGGACUGGCCAGCCCUACGGUCCCACAUUCACCACAGGAGACGUGAUUGGCUGCUGUGUCAACCUCAUCAACAGCACCUGCUUCUACACCAAGAACGGCCACAGCCUUGGUAUAGCCUUCACAGACCUCCCGGCCAACCUCUACCCCACCGUAGGCCUGCAGACACCUGGGGAGAUUGUGGACGCCAACUUUGGGCAGCAGCCCUUCCUGUUUGACAUUGAGGACUACAUGCGGGAGUGGCGUGCCAAGGUCCAAGGCACUGUCCAUUGCUUCCCCAUCAGUGCCCGGCUUGGAGAGUGGCAGGCGGUGCUGCAGAACAUGGUCUCAUCUUACCUGGUGCAUCAUGGGUAUUGUGCCACGGCCACAGCUUUUGCCCGAAUGACUGAAACCCCGAUUCAGGAAGAACAAGCAUCCAUAAAGAACAGACAAAAGAUCCAGAAGCUGGUGCUGGAGGGCCGUGUGGGUGAGGCCAUCGAGACCACACAACGCUUCUAUCCAGGACUGCUGGAGCAUAACCCUAACCUGCUCUUCAUGCUCAAGUGCCGACAAUUUGUGGAGAUGGUGAAUGGGACUGACAGUGAGGUCCGCAGCUUGAGCUCCCGAAGCCCCAAGUCCCAGGACAGCUACCCUGGCUCCCCCAGCCUCAGCCCCCGACACGGCCCUAGUAGUUCCCACAUGCACAACACAGGAGCAGACAGUCCCAGCUGCAGCAAUGGCGUCGCAUCCACGAAGAGCAAACAGAACCACAGUAAAUACCCUGCACCCAGCUCCUCCUCCUCCUCCUCAUCCUCCUCGUCCUCCUCAUCCCCAUCCUCCGUCAAUUACUCCGAGUCCAACUCAACAGAUUCCACCAAGUCCCAGCCCCACAGCAGCACCAGUAACCAGGAGACCAGUGACAGUGAGAUGGAGAUGGAAGCAGAGCAUUACCCCAAUGGUGUGCUGGAGAGUGUGUCCACACACAUUGUCAAUGGCGCCUACAAGCAUGAGGACCUGCAGACAGAUGAGUCCAGCAUGGAUGAUGGGCAUCCUCGGCGGCAGCUCUGUGGGGGCAACCAGGCUGCCACAGAAAGGAUUAUCCUGUUUGGUCGCGAGUUGCAAGCACUGAGUGAGCAGCUGGGCCGGGAGUAUGGCAAGAAUUUGGCCCACACGGAGAUGCUGCAGGAUGCAUUUAGCCUGCUGGCAUACUCAGAUCCCUGGAGCUGCCCAGUUGGCCAGCAGCUUGACCCCAUCCAGAGGGAGCCUGUGUGUGCUGCCCUCAACAGCGCCAUUUUAGAGUCUCAGAACCUGCCAAAGCAGCCCCCUCUGAUGCUCGCCCUGGGUCAGGCAUCUGAAUGUCUACGGCUCAUGGCCAGAGCGGGCCUGGGAUCUUGCUCCUUUGCCAGAGUCGACGACUACUUGCACUAGCUGACCACGCUGGCUGGCCCCACCUGGCCCUUCCUCAGCCCCAGGGCUGGAGCAGCCCUGCCCUCCAUAGGCAUCUGGCGCAGGGACCUGGAAGCCAUGGGCAGAGUCCAUUCCUCCUGCCUGGUCUCCCCAACUCCGUUUACUUUUCUUUUCUUCUUUUCUUUCUUUUCUUUUCUUUCUUUUCUUUUCUUUUCUUUUCUUUUCUCUUUUCUUUUCUUUUCUUUUCUUUUCUUUUUUCUUCUCUUUUCUCUUCUCUUCUCUUCUCUUUUCUCUUCUCUUUUCUUCUCUCUUCUCUUUUCUCUUUUCUUGUUUUCUCUUCUCUUUCCUUUCUUCUCUUUCUUCUCUUCUCUUCCCUUUCUUCCUUCCUCCCUUCCCACCCCCCCCCCCCCACCAGCCCUCAGUCUCUGUCUUCACGUGCAGCGGCCUCUGACACAGUAUUGGCUGGUUACUCUCAUGUAGCGCCUUCUAGUUUGAAAGGGGGGUUUUGUUUUGAGGAGGGGUUGGGGUUUUUUAAAUCUUUUUGUUUUUUUCCUCCUGACUGAGCCACCAGUAUUUAUCUCUGGAGAGCUUGUGCUGAGCUGGUUUCUGCUCAUUUAGUGAUGAAGCCUAUCCAAGUUGGUGAUAGCUUACUAUUUUCAUAAGUAAAAAAAAAAAAAAUAAGAUUAUAUAUAUAAAUAUAUAUAUUAAAAAAAGACACAGUAUUUAUCGUAGUGUUAGUGAUCCAGCACCUCUUGGGUGAGGCUGUCCGGACACCAUAUGUUUUUAUUUGAGACCAACUCAUUAAAAAAGAAUCAUCUCUGUCACCUCAGCCAAGUGAUUUGUUUAUUUCAGGCUUCCCCUUUGUUGAGCCACAGGCCCAGCUGCAGCUCCUGGAAGCCCAGUAGGCUUUGGGGGGCCACUUAGUGGGCAGGUUUGCAGCAUCCGAAAGGUGUGGGUCCCUAGGCCCCUGAGAGUUGGGUUUGGGUGGACAACUAUAGGGCUGAGGCUUCAGAGAAGGAAUGAGUUGGUUGGCCCAGGGCUACACAGCAAAGCAAGGGAGUAGAGGGUCCUUGGCCAGCACGCUAUCUACCGUUCUACCCUGCCUCUCACUGCCUACCUUGCCCCUCCCUUUCUCCCCCCACUCAGCAUCCUGUUUUCCCUUGUUAAGAUGGCCAAAUAAUUCAUUUACUCUAAAUUGAUUGCCUGGAAACUACCUGCCUUUGACUCGAGAGCUGCUGUGUGUCAGGCUGCGGGGAGGAUGUCUCCAUUCCAGGACAGAGGCCCUUGAGUACAGGGACUGCCUUCUUUCUGCCUGGAUCUUCACCAUCUCUGCACAGCUCUGAUGGAAUCCAUGCUUUCUGUUGUGAAGCUAGGACCUUGUGGAGGCAGAUACUUGGGCCACCAGUUGCUGGAGUGGAUGGAACUCUUGACCUACUAAGCCAGGCUUCACUGCAGCUGUGCCAGGCAGCUCCCUGCAGCUUGGUCCCAGCCACUCUUAGAAAAGACUAUUAUGAGUAUUUGUUGGCCAGAGGAAGGGACCUCAUGGGCUCUACAAAUGUCCCACCAGCCGUUUCAGAUGGAUCUUCACAGCUGGUGGGGUAGAAACAGUCCCGGUACUGCCAUCAGGGAAUCAGGAGAGGAAGGGCUGAGAUGACUGUUGGGACUUGAGCAAGCCAUCAGUGGAGAGGACUGACUGCCCAGGAGGAAGAAAAGGAGGAGGCCUACCCAGAGGAGCACCAGGAGGGUCUGGGCUUUCCCUACCUGCUUCAUAGUGAGAGGGAGUGCACAGGUAGCCCUUGCCAAGGGGCAAGGCCAGAAAUUGAACUUUUGAGUCCCUGCCUGGGAAAAGGCUAGAUAAGCUCCUGCUCUCUGGCAGCAGACAUAGGGAUGGUUGGUACAGCCUGAGAUUCAUUGCCUGUCACGCCCAUAGCUGGACAAGAAAUGUGACUCAGUUGGACCAACUGCUCGUGAUGGGGGUAAGGGCCCUGGCCCUGUGCUUUCCCCGAGUUCUGCCUUGGGGCAUGAUCCUAUAAGCUGCUGCUUUUUCUUGGUCCCCACCAGGGCCUUGGCUGGCACCCCACAGACCAUGGCCUGUUGGAGAGGUGUUGUCAUGUCUGUAAAGGAAAACUCAUCCUGUGCGAGGCUGGGGAUGGCUAGCUCCCAAAUGCAGAGGUUAAAAACAUCAAGGUGUUAAAAUGAUCAGAGCUGAGCAGGAUUGGGCAUUAAAACCAGAGGCUUUUUUUAGCUGGAAUGGGGUUCAGAGACCAUCUACUCCACCAGUCCUCUCGUUUAAUAAAGAAACAGGCCUGGGAGAUUAAAUGACUUAGCCAAAGUCACAGAGCAGGUUAGUGGCAGAGCUGGGACUAACCUCAUCCCCAUGGGCUGUACGACACUGUUUAGUCUUGAAGCCAAAUGGUGAGUGAAAGGCUUAGGCUGGUGAGGCCCCCAGCAGUGUCUAAGCAGCUGGUAUCUUCAGGGGUGUGUCAGGGAUGGGGAUGGGUGGCUGGGCUUGAAUUGUGGAGCAGCUGAGAGAGGGCCCAAGAGGGCCCGGGACAGCUGUGUGCUGCUUGGGGUUGAGUGUCCACCUGGCUCGCGCUCAGUUCCCAUGGCCAUCUCCCCAUUUUCUGUGCCUUAUCUCUCUGUUUCAGCUGAGUCCAAGUUGUUUACUCUGUUCCUCUCCAGAGGGGCUCUCUGUCCCAAUUGGACAGCUUACCUUUAGGACAUAAGCCUUUGCCCCACAAGCCAUGGAGAGGAUCAAAACCAAGCUGCUUGAGUCCACUAUCUUGCUGAUAGUCCAGGGCUGCCUGCCAGCCAGAGGAGCCCCUUAUGCACACCCAGUCCUACCAGCCUGUUGUCUGGGAGCCAACAGUGGGGAAGGCACCUGGGAGGAGCCCCAGGGAAGGGCUGAACCUGACCCAAGAGGACAGGAAGAAGACCUGGCUCUGUUGGGUCAUCCAGCCCUGGGGGAGCAGCCUUCCCUGUUUACCUUUUCCCCUUGUGCCACCAGAUGUUACCUUCCAGAGCGGACACUGGCAGAUGAUGCAAAGAAAGCCAGAACCUCUGAUCCUCACCCACAUGGGUCUGUGGCUGGGGGGUAGGCUGCCAGAACAGGGACACUAAGAGAUGGGGAAGUGGGGACUGCCCAGCCACCCAGCACCUUCCUACCCCUUAAGCAAGCACAAAGAUGAGGCAGAGAAUUGUCAGCGCUGAAAGUUCCUUUGGUUGCUCACAACUCAGGUAUGCAUGCAUGUGGCAGCCAGGCAGCAGAGCCCCCACUUGACUGCCAGUCCCGUGCACCGGACCUGUGGCCAGUUCAUGGACUCUGGCUGCCUCAGGUGCCACCUCUUUGCAUAGGGUUUUCCUCCAUUAGUAACUACAGCUGAAACAGAUGUCCUCCACAUUGUGCACACUGGUUCUGCCUUUGUCCUUGCGAGUUGAUACUUGGCAUUAGCAUGAAACUUGUGGGAGGGUUUAGAGAGAAUUUAACACAAAACAUCCUAUUAAAUUGUACUUGAGAAAUGAAAAAACUCCUGUUGUAUUUUGACAGAAUUAUUUUUAUUAAAAUAUACAUCCAUGAGCAGUCA
Lynx canadensis (Canada lynx) is the source of this 5445-nucleotide messenger RNA. RefSeq names its product RAN binding protein 10 (gene RANBP10). The record is from RefSeq and is a predicted model, not a curated record. The coding region runs from base 20 to 1882 and encodes 620 amino acids. NCBI's taxonomy places the organism in Eukaryota, Metazoa, Chordata, Mammalia, Carnivora, Felidae. Gene Ontology annotation, biological process: cell surface receptor signaling pathway; cytoskeleton organization. The transcript is spliced from 14 exons. Gene Ontology annotation, molecular function: protein binding. Gene Ontology annotation, cellular component: cytoplasm.